Chrysoperla carnea is the source of this 1984-nucleotide messenger RNA. Its product is annotated as DDB1- and CUL4-associated factor 6-like. Gene Ontology annotation, cellular component: cytoplasm; Cul4-RING E3 ubiquitin ligase complex. Lineage: Eukaryota; Metazoa; Arthropoda; Insecta; Neuroptera; Chrysopidae. The record is from RefSeq and is a predicted model, not a curated record. Gene Ontology annotation, molecular function: protein binding. Gene Ontology annotation, biological process: positive regulation of transcription by RNA polymerase II. The transcript is spliced from 4 exons. The annotation marks the transcript as partial.
UAUGAUAUAUUUCAUAGUAUUUAUUAUAAAAGUUAUGAUCUAAAUAAUUGUAUCAAUUUAUAUACGGCUGCGAAAGAUAGUUUGGAUUUAGUUCAACGUUUUCGUUUACAAAAAAGUUUAAACGUACAUCGUGGUUGUGUUAAUUCGUUAUGUUGGAAUGAACGCGGUAAUUUACUACUAUCCGGUUCAGACGAUCAACAUUUAGUCAUAUCAGAUCCAUUUUAUGGUAAACUACAAACUUCAUAUCGUACAAGUCAUCGAGCUAAUAUAUUUAGUGCAAAAUUUAUGCCAAAUUGUUGUGAUUCCCAAAUAGUAUCAUGUUCCGGAGAUGGUGUUAUACUGUACACAGAUUUAAAUAAACCGGAUGAAACGCUAUAUAAUAAAUUUUUAUGCCAUAAUGGUACUACAUACGAUAUAGUCACGAUUCCAAACGAUCCGAAUAGUUUUAUUAGUUGUGGCGAAGAUGGAACAGUACGUUUUUUUGAUUUACGUGUUAAACGACAAUGUAAUAAACUACGUUGUACCGACGAUGUAUUAAUGACAUAUCGACGUGCGGUUACAGCACUAUGUAUCAAUGAAAACGUAUCGUAUGAAUUAGCGAUUGGAUGCUCGGAUGGUAAAGUUCGAACGUUCGAUCGACGUACUUUAAGUACAUCGAAAAGCAAUAUGGAAAAUCAAGGUUUAUUAAAACCAAUUGCUUGUUUUAUGGCACCGUGCUUAGAUCAACAAUAUUAUCGAAUUACGAGUGUUUGUUACAGUCCUGAUGGUGAAGAUCUUUUAGUUAGUUAUUCGUCGGAUUAUAUUUACCUUUUCGGUGUAAAGGAUCCAUCUGCGAAGAAAUUAUGCACAUUAGACAAUAAAAAUUCAAAUUCAAACAAAGAUAAUGGAAAUGGAGGUGAAAGACGAGUCAGAAAACUUCGUUUACGUGGUGAUUGGUCUGAUACCGGACCAGAUGCUCGCCCUGAACGAGAAGCAAUUAAUGUAAAUAAUGGUAUUGGUCAAGCUCGACCUCAGCUUCAAGCAACUUUAAUGCAACGAAUGACUGAUGUUUUAACACGUAUGCUAAAUGAUCCUCAUACACGAGCAGCACUUAAUGGACGCUCAACAAAUGCUCGACGGCAAAAUGCCACAGCUCAAGCAACUAAUAAUAAUCCCACCGAAUCAGGUGAUACUCAAACAGUUGAAAGUUCUCCAAUACAGGAAAAUUCAACAGCUCAAUCUGUUCCUAAUGACGAGACUGUGCCAUCUACUAGCGGUACCGCAAAUCGAUUAUCUACUCUAUCAAUUGGUGGCGAACCCGAAGUGCCCGUAACAGCUAAUCGUCAUGAUGUGAGUGUGGAUACAUUUGAAGAAGGGGAAGAAGCGUCUGAUUUUAAUGAUAUGGCAGAAAGUGAGCCUGUUGUGUACAAUUUUGAUGAAAUUAGUGGUUUUGCAAAUCAAUCUAGUCGAAAUACAAUCGAGAACGAAACAUUUUUAGAUGAACAAGACACGAUUAUGCCAAAAGUUAAACGAAAAUAUACAGGCCAUAGAAAUGCUAGAACCAUGAUAAAAGAGGUCAGUUUUUAUGGAAACCAAUAUGUGAUGUCCGGUUCAGAUUGUGGGCAUAUAUUUGUGUGGGAUAGAUUUACUGGAGAAAUAGUGAUGUUAUUACAAGGUGAUCAACACGUUGUCAAUUGUAUUCAACCACAUCCAAUCUAUCCAAUUCUUGCAACAUCCGGUAUUGAUUACGAUGUAAAAAUUUGGUCUCCAAAUGGAGAAGAAACCGAUUUUAAUUUGGAUUUAGUGAAAGAGCUAACUGAUCGCAACGAAGUAAUGUUGGAGGAAACACGUGAUACAAUAACAGUACCGGCUGCCUUUAUGAUACGCAUGUUAGCCUGUUUAAAUGAAAUACGUCGAAGUGGUCCACGUAAUCAACGAACACCACGUAAUCAGGAAGCUGCUGAUAAUUCAAAUUAAUAAACAAUUCUAGUCAAAUUUUUUUGUU